Molecule: messenger RNA, 785 nt
Organism: Thalassophryne amazonica
Lineage: Eukaryota; Metazoa; Chordata; Actinopteri; Batrachoidiformes; Batrachoididae
Exons: 5
Coding region: 1-771 (256 amino acids)
Source: RefSeq, a predicted model, not a curated record
AUGUCUGAGGAAUCAGUCAAAGAAGCUUCUGAAGCUGAAACCUGCUUCAGAGUCUUUAAGCUCCUGAACCAGCUGGAGGGGACACCAGCCGGCCAGCCUGAUGGCUGGAGGCGGGGCAGCAUCCAUGUCCGUCUCUGUCUCGCCACCCACUUCCGUCAGGUCCUGGAGCUCAAUAAGGAGAUGGACAGAUCCAGUGUAAAGGAGGGAGCCUCAAGUUUGGAGACGGGGGCAGCCAAGACCGUCCAAGGUUACUAUUCUGGGGCAGCUGCAUUAGGCAAGCAAAUUUCAUCUGAGAGCGAGAGGUUUGGACAUCAGGAGGGCGGGGCGGGCGGCACUGCUUCCAGAAGACAUGCAAACAUCACGUCCAAGAGCCCUGAGGUGGUGAAACCUAAGGUGCCAAGGCCUGUCCAUCCUCGUUGUCUCUCACCUCGCGCUGCCGUGACUCCGAGCGGAUCAGGGUUUAUUUUUGGACUGAGUCUGUUCCUUCCAUUUGUAGGAAGGGGGGUCGAGUUGGGCUCAACAGGAACCUGCCGCACUCCAGGCUGGGACAAGCAGGCAGCAGCCGUCCGGCCGCCCCCCACACCGCAGCUGCACAGGGAACGCUGUCCGGACUGCUUUAAACACCACCGGAACCUUUUGACCCGUCGGCGUCCUGACGGCGCUCCAAAGCCCCAACCCAGCAGUGCCUUAAAUGGACCAGCCCGGGCUCGGGUGUCAGCUCUGACCCACAGGAGGGGGCACUGGCCUACAGGUCACAGCCUGCCACCAUGAGGGGGUGCUCUUCC